AUGCAACAGCCUGCUUCAUUUCUUGCUAUCUUACUUCUACAUUCAGAUCUUAAUUUUGUUAUCUACUCGCGGACCGUGCACCACGUUACCGUCUCUCGAAAUGCCACUCACAGCCGACAUUUAUUUCAUCAACAUGUCAAACCAAGUCGCUCGCGGAAGAGGAAGAAAGCGAAACCAAAGGUGGUUACACCAUCCUCCGUCGAGCGUCUGGAAUCCCCUAUGGAACAGACUCUCGAUUUGGCGGGUAACUUAGAUACGCACGCAACUCGCCAUAAGAGCGUUUCAAUACCGUUAAAAACUGUGAGCUAUAUUAUUCUGUCCUUUUCGUUGGCUUCUGAUGACCUGACAACCUUAGUGGCAAAGAUCCCCGCGUGGUUCCCCGGUGCUGGCUUCAAGUGCAUAGCACGUGAAUGGCGUGGGAGCCUUGAAGAGAUGGCUUUUGCACUCCACGAGUUCGUCAAGGAUCUGAUGAUCGCUGACAUCGCCCUUGUGUCUUUUACUUCGAAUCUCUUGGAAGGUAGUGAUGUGUCUGCGGAAGAGGAACAUGUCGUGAAAUGGUGGAACCCUUACCGGGUGUGACCAGCCACCCCAAACCCUUCAAGUGUUCUAUCAUCCCUCUGCAACUGCCCUUGGGCUCGUUGAACAAGAUGCUAACUACUAAGCUCACGAUGGUGAGACCGGAGACACGCGCGGGGAUGGC
Messenger RNA from Suillus fuscotomentosus, 700 nucleotides. RefSeq lists its product as uncharacterized. The transcript is spliced from 5 exons. Lineage: Eukaryota; Fungi; Basidiomycota; Agaricomycetes; Boletales; Suillaceae. The coding region runs from base 1 to 579 and encodes 192 amino acids. The record is from RefSeq and is a predicted model, not a curated record.